This is a messenger RNA of Trypanosoma grayi, 1599 nucleotides long. Its product is annotated as coatomer delta subunit. Gene Ontology annotation, biological process: retrograde vesicle-mediated transport, Golgi to endoplasmic reticulum; endoplasmic reticulum to Golgi vesicle-mediated transport; Golgi localization. The transcript has a single exon. Bases 1 to 1599 code for a protein of 532 amino acids. NCBI's taxonomy places the organism in Eukaryota, Euglenozoa, Kinetoplastea, Trypanosomatida, Trypanosomatidae. The record is from RefSeq and is a predicted model, not a curated record. Gene Ontology annotation, cellular component: COPI vesicle coat; cytosol.
AUGCCCGUCAUUUCUGCCGGUGUGGUGAACAAGCAAGGACAAAUCAUUCUCUCGCGGAACUUCAAUGAGAUAUCGCGCAUCCGCGUGGAGGGACUUCUCUCCGCCUUUCCGCGCCUGCUGGAGUCAUCCGUCAACAAGCAGGUGACCUACAUCGAUGCGGGCGCGGUGCGCUACGUGUACCAGCCGCUGGAAGAUCUCUUCCUCGUGCUCAUCACGACAAAGAAUAGCAACAUUGUUGAGGACCUAGCCACACUGCACCUCAUGGGCCGCCUCAUCCCGGAGUACGUGGAGACCGUCUCUGAGGCGGCGCUAGAGGCCAAGGCAUUUCAGGUGUUCUUCGCCCUCGACGAGGUCAUCGUCGGCGGCAAGCGCGAGAACACAACGGUGGAGCAAAUCAAGACCUACCUCGAGAUGGAGUCGCAUGAGGAGAUGAUGGUGCGGGAGGAGAAGCGGCUGCAGAUGGAGCGCGCCAAGAAGGACGCGGCACGAAAGGCACACGAGCUACGCGACAAGCGGCGCAAGGGCAUGAACCCGUACAGUGGCAUCGGCUCCGAUGACACUGGCUACGGAGGCACUGGUGGGCCAAAUGUGCUGGGCGGCGCAGGCGUUGGCAGCUUCGGCGAUGGCAACCGAAAUCCCGUUGUGUUGCCGCGGCCGGCGGAUGGGGCAUCCGCAGCAGGGCUGACAGGAGCAGCAGCGUCCAGGCCGCCACGCGCGGGUGGCCUUACGCUUGGCCGCGCAAAGAAGGCGGACAUCACGUCGCGGGUGUUGAAGGAGGCGGGGCUACCGCCGCCGCCGCCGUCAAGCACUGCCGCCGGUGCCGCCCAGACUGUUGGUGCGGCACCUGCAGUCACGGAGCACAAAGCGCACGACAGUGGCGUGGAGGGACUGCACAUCAUCGUGGAGGAGAAGAUUAGCGCGCAGCUCAACCGCGAUGGGGAAGGCGGCGAGGUGGACAUCCGCGGUGAGCUGUCGGUGCUUGUUAGUGACCCGCAGCUGGCGAAGGUGAGGCUCCUGCUUGACCAAAUGAGCAAUGAGUUCUCGUUCCGCGCCCACGCGAAAGUCAACAAGGAGAUGUUCGCGGAAGACCAUGUGUUAUCGAUGCGCGACAGCAAGCCAUUCCCGGUGCAGCAGCCGGUGACGAUCCUGCGCUGGCGGCUGCAGAACACCGGCGGCGUGCGUGCACCCAUCAUCUUGUCAUGCUGGCCCAGCACCGGUAGUGUGACGGUGGAAUACGAGCUGGGCAACGCCAGCGCCGACGCCCUCCAUGAUGUGCACAUCGCCAUUCCGCUUCACGGCGCCACGGCAGCUGAAAUGGAGCCGUCCGUCGGCACAUGCAGCAUCGCUAACGGCUGCGUGGUAUGGUCGAUUCCGACGAUUGACGUACACAAUAAUGCGAGCGGGCAUGUGGAAAUUGGGCUCACCGACGGUGGCAAGGGCGCUGCGGAUAAUGUCUUCUUCCCCGUUGACGUGACGUUCACGUCGCAUGCGUCGGCCGGGCAGGUGCGUGUGGUGGAGGCGAUCGAGACUGACAGUGGGGCUCCUGUGCGGUUCAGUCAGGCGACGCACCUCGUGACGGAGGGCUACAUUGUAGCGUAA